GUGAUUCUUGGGAAUAAAUUGGGUAAGCAAAUUGCCUUGCUUUAUACAGCAGGAGAAGUACCACAUCACCGGUCAACGACAACAGAUUAACGUGAAAAUUAUUUUUCUUAGGGUUGUGAUGGCAUAUAUACCAGAUAUGACGUUAAUGCUGUGUGUUUGACAUUUUACUAGCUGAAAAUUUAGUUCAAGCACGGUCUACGCGAAGAGAUUGGGACGUUAUAUAACGACGAAAAAUAAGGAUGUCAAUCCUAACACCAAUUAAAUUAGAGGCAUACUACAGUUGAUAGUCUAAGCAAAAACAAGAGAAAUACUGAGAGAUUAACAAUGCACAAACCGACUUUGGUUCGCCGUCUCCUUCUCGUUUUCACUUGCUUAAUCUUUAUAGCUUUAAAUCUUGCGGUUGUGUGCGUUUUCCGUUCAAGUCCAAGUAACCUUUGUGGAACAGCGCAAGAAAAUUUGACGCACGGUUCAUUUGAUGUUGAGAACCGGCACCCUGCCGAUCUAGGCGAUGUUGCCGUUGUUGGCCAGUCUUUUAACGAGAUUGUUGACUCUGUCGUGCCACGUGUAAAAAUCAGCGACGUUGACUGCAAGUUACUUUUUGAAGGGGAUCUUGAUGAAUUGCAUUACGCAGAGGAAAUAAUGACACAGACACAGCGACAUUUUCUUUCAGAUGAACGUAUGUUUCUUAAGUCGAAGAACUGCACAAAAUUUGUUAAGGAAAGGCAAUAUAUUUUAUCGUCGCUGACAAAAGAAGAAGAAGAGUUUCCCCUGGCUUUUAGUAUUAUGGUUUAUAAAAAUGCGGAGCAAGUAGAGAGGUUAUUACGCGCCAUCUAUCGACCGCAAAAUUUCUACUGCUUCCACGUUGAUAACAAAAGUUCCCCGGCGUUUUUAAAUGCAAUGACGUCAUUGUCAAGCUGUUUCGACAAUGUGUUUGUAGCAAAUACACAUGUUAAUGUUGUGUGGGCAGAGGUGACCGUGCUGGAUGCAGAGUUGGUCUGUAUGGAGGAAUUAUUUAAGCGAUACUACAAGAAAUGGAAGUAUUUCAUCAAUCUUACUGGUCAAGAAUUUCCGCUGAAAACGAACAUGGAGCUAGUGAAGAUUUUGAAAGCAUAUGGCGGUGCCAAUGAUAUGGAAGGGACUCUGAAAAGAACUUUUUUCAGACGAAAUAUGGAUCGUUUUACAAAAGAAUGGGACGGCCACCUCCACCUGACAGGUCAAACGCUACCCCCCGCUCCCUUUGGGAUUGUUCCUACGAAAGGGGCAGUUCAUAUUACGGCAACGUGGGGGUUUGUGAACUUCACCCUCACUGAUCCUAUCGCAAAGGAGUUUCUGAAAUGGACUCGAAAGACCCAUAGAGCUUGUGAGACAUUUUUCACCUCCCUCAAUCAUAACCCUCAUUUGAUGGUGCCCGGAUCAUUCACAGGAUCGGCAGAAGCACUGGAGACUAAGCCUUUCAUGACGCGUUAUAAAAUUUGGGUUGACGAGAGCAUACCAUUUUGCGGCGGAAAAUUUGUACGCGCCAUAUGCAUCUUUGGGUUGGAACAUUUACCAAGACUGUUUGUAAGAAAUGAAUUAUUCGCAAACAAGUUUCACCAGGAAUUUCAGCCGUACACAUUAGAUUGUAUGGAGGAGUGGCACUACAACAAAACGAGACUGGGGUAUUCUCUACCUUUUAAUACACAGCAUUAUCGGUCAUUGCCAUUUGUAAAGGAUAAAAUUAUCUAGGGCAUAUCGAACACCAAAGAAUAAAAAAAAUUCUUGAAAGAGAACGACACAAAGCUGCUACAGCGGAGACAUCCCAUCUAGCACAUGGCUCGAUUGCUGCUGUCGCUGCA
This is a messenger RNA of Lingula anatina, 1835 nucleotides long. Its product is annotated as beta-1,3-galactosyl-O-glycosyl-glycoprotein beta-1,6-N-acetylglucosaminyltransferase. Gene Ontology annotation, molecular function: acetylglucosaminyltransferase activity. The record is from RefSeq and is a predicted model, not a curated record. Gene Ontology annotation, cellular component: membrane. Lineage: Eukaryota; Metazoa; Brachiopoda; Lingulata; Lingulida; Lingulidae.